AGCAAGAUAUGGAAUUAUAAAAACAAUUGAGAAAUUUUUAAAAUACCAAAUUUUAGAAGAAUGUGAAUCAGAAUAUAACACGCCAAUUUUCCCGGUAAAGAAACCAAACUGUGAGUAUAGAUAAGUACAAGACUUGAGGGCAAUAAAUGAAAUAACAAAAGACAUCCACCCGGUGGUGGCAAACCCUUAUACAUUGCUAACAUCUGUGAAGGAGAAAUAUAAAUGGUUUACAGUAAUUGAUUUAAAGGAUGUCUUCUUCUGCAUUCCUCUUGAUAAAAAUAGCAGGAAACUGUUUGCAUUUGAAUGGGAAAAUCCACAGAAUGGACGGAAAACACAACUGACAUGGACCAGACUUCCACAAGGAUUCAAGAACAGUCCGACCCUAUUUGGAAACCAAUUGGCCAAGGAAUUGGAAGCAUGGACCACCCAAGGAGAAAUACAGGUACCAAGAUCACAAUACCUUUUGUUACAAUAUGUAGAUGACAUUUUUAUUGCAACAGAACAAAGGUCCCUGUGCAUAAAGGUGACAAUUGAAAUUCUGAAUCAGCUAGGCUUGAAUGGUUAUAAAGUCUCAAAAGGCACAAAUUACAUGCAUGACUGUGCUGUAUCUGGGAUGUGAGAUUUCACAAGGGCAGCGAAAACUGGGAAUAAAUCGCAUAGAGGCAAUCUGUGCCAUCCCAGAACCACGAAACUUGCAUGAACUAAGAAUAUUUUUGGGCAUGACAGGGUGGUGCAGGUUAUGGAUAAUGGACUAUGGACUUAUUGCCAAACCCCUGUACGAAGCCCAAAAAUCACAUGCCUUUGUUUGGGACAAACCACAGAAAGUGGCCUUCAAAAAUCUGAAGGAGGCGUUAACAAAAUCACCAGCACUGGGACUCCCAGAUUUGACAAAAGGUUUUCAAUUGUGUGUCCACGGAAGACAGACGUUGGCAAUGGGAGUAUUAACUCAGAAACUCGGAAGCUGGAAAAGACCGGUGGGAUAUUUCUCAAAACAACUGGAUCCGGUGAGUACAGGAUGGCCCUCAUGCUUGAGGGCAGUAGCAGCAGCUGUCAUUUUGAUCCAAGAAGCUAGGAAAUUAACUUUGGGAAAACAUAUCGAUGUGUUUGUGCCACAUAUGGUAACCACUGUUCUAGAACAAAAAGGGGGGCAUUGGUUGUCCCCUAGCCGGAUGAUGAAAUAUCAGGCAAUCCUAAUGGAACAGGAUGAUAUAAACUUGAGAACUACUAAUCUGCUAAACCCAGCAGCUUUUCUAGGAACUGACCUAGAAGAAGGAACUCUUGAACAUGACUGCAUAGAAGUCAUCAAACAUACAUAUGCAACCAGAACGGACUUAAAGGAUGUACCUCUUGAACGACCAGACUGGGAACUCUUCACAGAUGGAAGCAGUUUUGUGGAGAACGGGACACGAUACGCAGGGUAUGCUGUGACAACGCAACAAGAGGUAGUCGAAGCCAAAGCACUGCCUCCUGGAACAUCGGCCCAAUGGGCAGAAUUAAUAGCUCUCACGAGAGCGUUGGAACUGAGCAAUGGCAAAAAGGUAAAUGUAUGGACAGACUCAAAAUAUGCAUUUGGUGUGGUACACAUUCAUGGAGCAUUAUGGAAAGAACGGGGACUUUUAUCCUCACAAGGGACUAACAUAAAGUAUCAAAAGGAAAUUUUAGAAUUAAUAAUUGCUGUGCAAAGACCUAAACAGGUAGCCAUCAUGCAUUGCAAGGCGCAUCAAGGAGGAACUUCAAAGAUAUCUGAAGGAAAUACAUCGGCAGAUCGGACGGCCCGACAAAUAGCCUGGAGGGUAUGGAACAUGAUGGCUUUGAUACCUCUGAAGGUAAGCCCGCUCCACACCUAUCUUCCAUAAAGUCCAAACUAUUCAAAAGAAGAUGAAAAGUUAGCAGGACUCUUAAAAGCCCAAAAGAACUCUGAAGGGUGGUAUGUAACAACAACAGGACAAGUAAUAGUGCCACCGACAAUAAUGCGGAAAAUUCUACAAACUGAACAUCAGAAAUGUCAUUGGGGUGCAGAAGCAUUGGUAACUUAUUUAAAACGAGGAAUAAUUUCCACACAGAUGUUAACUAUGGCAAAAGCAGUGGGAUCGAAAUGUGAAAUUUGUUUGAAAAACAA
This is a messenger RNA of Pezoporus occidentalis (night parrot), 2119 nucleotides long. RefSeq lists its product as uncharacterized. Lineage: Eukaryota; Metazoa; Chordata; Aves; Psittaciformes; Psittacidae. The transcript has a single exon. The record is from RefSeq and is a predicted model, not a curated record. Gene Ontology annotation, molecular function: RNA-DNA hybrid ribonuclease activity; nucleic acid binding. Bases 558 to 1856 code for a protein of 432 amino acids.